This is a messenger RNA of Eruca vesicaria subsp. sativa (arugula), 2479 nucleotides long. The record is from the annotation of a GenBank genome assembly. NCBI's taxonomy places the organism in Eukaryota, Viridiplantae, Streptophyta, Magnoliopsida, Brassicales, Brassicaceae.
AAACAACGAUCAGUCAAGAAGAAGAGAAGAAACUAUAGAGUAAGUCAAUUACUCUCAAAAUGUCCUUGUAUAGUAUUGUUUAACUCUCUUCCCCUGUGUAUGUAUUAUUUCACUUUUCGCAAUGGCGACAACGAACAACAACAACACUCCAACGACAACACCAGAGGAGCUAACAGCGAAGGCUCUGAACAAAAGAUACGAAGGCUUAAUCACAGUGAGAACAAAAGCAGUGAAAGGCAAAGGCGCGUGGUAUUGGACACACCUGGAACCAAUCCUCGUACUCAAUACCGACACUAAUCUCCCCAAAGCCGUUAAACUCCGCUGCUCCUUAUGCGACGCCGUUUUCUCCGCCUCCAACCCUUCCCGCACCGCCUCCGAACAUCUCAAACUCGGCACCUGUCCCAAUUUCACCUCCUCCGUCAUCCCUCCUCCUCCCUCCUCCUCCUCCUCUCCUCACCACAACCGGAAACGUAACUCCUCCUCCUCCGCCGCAGCUUCUUACAACGUGACGCCUAUAACCGUCGUCGAUCCUUCUAGAUUCUCCACCGGAAUGCUCUCCGGCGGAAAAGACGAUUUGGCUCCGUUAGCUAUGCUUGAAGACAGUGUGAAGAAGCUAAAGAGUCCCAAACCGUCUCACACUCAGUCUCUCACGAGAUCGCAGAUAGACUCGGCUCUUGACUCGCUCUCCGAGUGGGUCUUCGAGUCUUGCGGCUCGGUCUCACUCUCUGCUCUCGAGCAUCCCAAGUUCCGAGCUUUUCUCACCCAACUCGGUUUACCGAUCAUCUCCAAGAGAGACUUCGCCACUACGAGACUCGACGCGAAGUACGAGGAGGCGAGGGCUGAGUCCGAGUCGAGGAUCCGUGACGCCAUGUUUUUUCAAAUCGCUUCUGACGGGUGGAGAUCGAGAUUGAGAUCGAGAGAGGAGAGUAGUCUGGUGAGUCUUGUCGUGAAUUUACCCAACGGGAUGAGUUUGUAUAGAAAAGCGGUUUUGGUUAACGGAGGAGGAGAUUUUCCGGCGAACUACGCGGAGGAGGUUUUGUUGGAGACGGUUAAGGGUAUUUGUGGAAAUUCACCUCAGAGGUGUGUUGGGAUGGUUUGUGAUAAGUUUAAGACCAAAGUGUUGAAGAGUGUUGAGAGUCAGCAUCAGUGGAUGGUUAACCUGUCGUGUCAGUUUCAAGGGCUUAAUAGUUUGGUUAAAGAUUUUGUGAAAGAGUUGCCUUUGUUCAAAUCCGUGUCGCGGAACUGCGUGAGGGUCGCUGAGUUUAUCAAUAACACGGCGGUGAUGCGUCACGCGCAUUGUAAGUAUCAGUUGCAAGAGCACGGUGAGGCGAUAAUGCUGCGGUUGCCUUUAGAUUGUUGUAGUGUUAGUAAGGCUUGUUGUGAGUUUGAGGCAUUGUUUAAUCUUCUUGAGGAUGUGUUGAGUUCCGCUAGAGCGAUUCAGCUGGUGAUGCAUGAUGAGGCUUGUAAAGCUGUUUUGAUGGAGGAUCAUAUGGUUAGAGAGGUUAUGGAGAUGGUUGGAGAGCAAAGGUUUUGGAACGAGGUGGAGGCGGGUCACGGUUUGAUCAAGCUUGUUAAAGAGAUGGCUCGGAGGAUAGAGGAAGAGAAGCUUCUUGUUGGGCAGUGUCUUCCUCUAUGGGACGAGGUUAGAGCCAAGAUUAAAGAUUGGGAUUCUAGGUUUCAAUUAGGGGGAGGACAUGUUGAUGAGAUUGUUGAGAGGAGAUUCAAGAAGUGUUAUCACCCGGCUUGGGCGGCUGCGUUUAUACUAGACCCUCUUUACUUGAUAAGAGAUAGUAGUGGGAAGUAUCUUCCUCCGUUUAAAUGUUUGUCACCGGAGCAAGAGAAAGAUGUAGAUAAGUUGAUAACAAGGCUUGUGUCUAGAGACGAGGCACACAUUGCGUUGAUGGAGCUUAUGAAAUGGAGAACCCAAGGGCUUGAUCCUAUGUAUGCACGUGCCGUUCAGAUGAAAGAGCGUGACCCGGUUACUGGAAAGAUGAGGAUAGCUAAUCCUCAAAGCAGUAGGGUUGUUUGGGAGACGUAUCUUAGUGAGUUCAGGUCACUAGGGAAAGUUGCUGUAAGGCUAAUUUUCCUCCAUGCUACUACUUGUGGGUUCAAAUGCAAUUCCUCUCUUUUGAAAUGGGUUAACUCUCAUGGGAGGUCACAUGCAGCCAUAGAUAGAGCUCAGAAGAUGAUUUUUAUAUCGGCCAAUUCGAAAUUUGAGAGAAGAGAUUUCUCUAAUGAAGAGGAUAGGGAUGCAGAACUACUAGCCAUGGCUAAUGGUGAUGAUAAUUUGCUUAAUGAUGUUCUUGUUGACACAUCCUCAGUGUGACAUUUUUUUUUCAUAAAUUUCAAUUCUAUGUUUUGAUCAAUUUGAUUUCAGCUUAGUUUUUUUUUUCAUUAGAAUUUGUCAUUUUUGUAGGAUUGUUUGGAUUCUUUUCUUUCAUUCUCAUUACCAUUUACCAUCAUUAAUAUUAAAUUUGUA